Messenger RNA from Didymodactylos carnosus, 342 nucleotides. The record is from the annotation of a GenBank genome assembly. NCBI's taxonomy places the organism in Eukaryota, Metazoa, Rotifera, Eurotatoria, Philodinida, Philodinidae.
AUGCAUAUAACUGUAGCAACAUUAGAUGGUCAACAUGUACUUAGUGUCGAUGUUAGUAAUGAAUUAGAUUUAGCCAGUUUGAAAGUAUUAUGUGAAGAAGAAUUGAAAAUAAAAGCGUCAGAGAUGGUGUUAAUGCAUAAUGGUGGACACACUAGUAGCAGCGGUGGUGUUUCUUCGAGACGUGGUACGGGUAGUAGUGGUGCACAACAGCAAUUUGAUCCAUCAAAUCCUCGUCAAUUGUUUGAUAUGGUACGAUCAAAUCCUGAGUUAUUGGCUCAACUACGUCAAGGCAAUCCGCCUGUGGGUGAUGCUAUAGCAUCAAAUAAUUACGAUAUAUUAUAG